Molecule: messenger RNA, 2397 nt
Organism: Chelonia mydas (Green sea turtle)
Lineage: Eukaryota; Metazoa; Chordata; Testudines; Cheloniidae
Gene: MARCHF9
Product: membrane associated ring-CH-type finger 9
Exons: 4
Coding region: 847-1899 (350 amino acids)
Biological process (GO): protein ubiquitination
Molecular function (GO): zinc ion binding; ubiquitin-protein transferase activity
Source: RefSeq, a predicted model, not a curated record
CGAGCCGCCGCCAGCCCCGGCCAUGGCCAGCCCUGCGCCCUAGCCUUCCCGGCGGUGGCUGGGGAGGGGGAGCUUGGCGAGGGGGGGGCGCUGGCCCCCCGGAAGGAGGGGGAGCGCUCCGGGCGGCCCCGGCGGCUCCUGUUGCUCGCAGAGCCGCGGCUUUGGAGAGACAAUACCCGCGGCGCAGGGCGAGCCCCAGCCGGGGCGCGGAGAGGGGGGCGCGGGGCUGGGCGCCCGGGCAGGAUGCGGCUCCUGCGGGCCCCGCGUGUCGGCGGGUGAGCGCCUGCCGGGAGGAGCGGAGAUGCCCGGAGCCCUGCAGACAAAGGAGCCGGCGCCCCGAGGGGAGGAGGCGGAGAGGGGCGCAGGCCCCCGGGUUUAAGACCCUUUGGGCCGCCGCUGGAUUUGCCGCUGGGGGAUCGGUCCGCGCAUUCGCCGCCGUCGGGGGGUCCCGGCCUCCGGCUGCGCCGCUCACGAUGACCCGGGGGAGGCAGCUGGACGCGGGCGGCGGAGGGGCCCAGGCACCCACCGAACCGGCCCGGCCUUAGGAAAGCGACCGGGGCCGCCCCCCUUCCCUGCCCCGCCGGGGUCCCCUGUCCCCCUCCAUCACCAGCUGCCCCCGGAGAUGUGUCCCCCAGGCGGUGCUGCCCCCUCUCCCCCUUGUUGCCCCCUCGAGGCCCCCCCACAGGCCCCCUCCUCCUCCCCUUCUCCCGGUGCGGCGGGCGCCGCGCAGGGACAGAGCUAAGCGCCCCGUGCGCCCCUCGCCCCGGGCGCCUCCUCGCCCCGGGCGCCCCCUCGCCCCUGCCCCAGCUCUCCAAGGCGCUGCAGCCGCUGGGCCCGGGGUGCAUCAUGUUCAAGUACCGGAUCCGCAUGUUCUUCAACGAGCUGAAGCUGCUGGUGCUGAUGCGGCGGGGCCGCCCGGAGCCCGAGCCCGGAGCCGGGGGGAGCCGGGCGCUGGGGGGCAGCGGCUGCGGCUGGCCCCCCUUCGCCGACUGCUCGGCCCGGCAGGACGAUGAGGCCGAGUACUACGGGGGGGUGGCCGAGCCCCGGCCCCGCAGCCUGGCCUUGGAGGAGAAGGAGCCGCGGCCGCCGCCCCCCGGCCAGCAGCCCGGCCAGCAGCCCGGAGCCGGGGGGGGCCUGGACACCGUGUCUCUCAGCAGCAGCCUGGACAGCGGCAUGAGGACCCCGCAGUGCCGGAUCUGCUUCCAGGGGCCCGAGCAGGGGGAGCUGCUGAGCCCGUGCCGGUGCGACGGGUCCGUCCGCUGCACGCACCAGCCCUGCCUGAUUCGCUGGAUUAGCGAGAGGGGCUCCUGGAGCUGCGAGCUCUGCUACUUCAAAUACCAGGUGCUAGCCAUCAGCACAAAGAACCCCCUGCAGUGGCAGGCGAUUUCCCUGACCGUCAUCGAGAAGGUGCAGAUCGCGGCCAUCAUCCUGGGUUCCCUCUUCCUCAUCGCCAGCAUCUCCUGGCUCAUCUGGUCGUCCCUCAGCCCCUCGGCCAAGUGGCAGCGGCAGGACCUGCUCUUCCAGAUCUGCUACGGCAUGUACGGCUUUAUGGACAUCGUCUGCAUAGGGCUGAUCAUUCACGAGGGCUCCUCGGUGUAUCGAAUAUUCAAGCGGUGGCAGGCAGUGAACCAGCAGUGGAAGGUGCUGAAUUACGACAAGGCCAAGGACCUGGGGGAGCCCGUUGGCAGCGGGGCGGCCAAGGCCGGGGGCAGGAAUUCACGGACGAACCCCUCCUCCGGGAGCGAAAGGAACCCCCGGCGGGGUCAGCGGGUUAGAACGAUUUUGAACCAUCACUGUGGCUACACCAUCUUGCACAUCCUCAGUCACCUGCGGCCGAACGAGCACCGGGGCGGCGCCAGCUCCGGCCGGGAGGUGGUCAUGAGAGUGACAACUGUAUAACGCCGCGUGGCCGGCGGACGCGGGGGGCUGGCGCGAGGAACGCCCCGGAGAGCCGCUCCUGCGGGAGGGCUGCAUCCCAGGGAAGGGCGCAUGCCAGCAGUCUCUGCCCCACUGUUUCCACCUCACCUUCUUACUCUGGGGGCUGCCCUCCCCGCGUCUCGGCCCGCACCCGGCUAACCUCCCAUCAAUGUGAAAAUUCCUGCGGGGGAAGGGACCGGGCUGGCCCCUUCCUGCUGGCUUCCCUUGCAACCCUUCCCUGAUUUGGGGGAUGGGAGAAGAUUGUUAUCAAACCCUCCCCCCCAGCGACGACAGAUUCAGGGGGCCAAGAAGGAACGUGCUUACCUCAUCAUCGGUCAAACAAAAAUCCAAUCAACCCUCCCCAGCCCCAACUCCCCGCCCAUCCUGACGCGAGUCUCCGCCCCGGGGACGUCAGCUGGAAAGGCUCUGAACUCCUCGUCCCCUCAAAUAAGGUGCAAUAAACACGUUUCUAAAGCAAAA